UCUCAUUAAAGUCAGGAUAACCCUCUAUAUAAUUGCUCCUCUUGUAUUGUGUAAUCCCAAACAGUUAGAUAUCCAGAACCAAAUCUACACAAAUUGAAUCCCUUAUUAGGAAUUUGCAAAGCAAAUUCAUGACUGCCCUAUUUAUACCCUUAGUUUUGAUCCUACAAUGCUGCUUCACAGCUACCUCAUCCCACCCCCUAGACCCUCUAACCCCAACUGAGAUCAACAAAGCUAGGCUCACAAUUCAGAAGUCACACAUUGGAAAUCUUCCUAACCUCACCUUUCAUUUUGUUGACACUGAAGAGCCAGAGAAAGCUGAAGUCCUCAAAUGGUUAUCUUCAAGCAAUCAAAAAAGGUCCAUCCAUCCCCGCCAGGCCAAGGUGGUGGCUCGAGCCGGUGGUCAAACCCACGAGCUCAUUGUGGACUUGGCCACCGGCUCUAUCAUAUCCGAUCAUGUCCACACAGAUCAUGGAAACCCUCCUCUCACCUUUACCGAGCUUUUCCUAGCUAGUAAGCUUCCUCUCAGUCACUCCAAAUUCAUAAACUCAAUUUCAGCAAGGGGAUUGAAUUUAUCUGAAGUUUCAUGCCUACCCUUUUCAAUUGGAUGGUAUGGGGAAGAAAUUACUAAGAGAGCUGUGAAAAUCCAGUGCUUCUAUAGAGGAGGAUCAGUCAAUGUUUUUACAAGGCCUAUUGAGGGAAUAUCAAUGCUAGUGGACCUUGAUUUGAUGAAAAUUGCAGUGUACACUGAUAGGUUCAGAGCUCCUUUGCCCAAAGCUCAAGGCACUGACUUCCAAACCCCAAAAGAAAAUUCCAAUUCUGCCCCUUACAACAAAACCAAAAGUGGCUUCCUCGUCUCAGGUCACAAGGUCAAAUGGGAAAAUUGGGUUUUUCAUGUUGGGUUCAAUGCUAGGGCAGGAAGUGUGAUCUCUACAGCUUCUGUAUUUGACUCCAGGAAGAAGAAGUACAGGAGUGUGCUGUACAAAGGGCACGUGUCCGAGACGUUCGUGCCAUAUAUGGAUCCUACAAGUGAAUGGUAUUUCAGGACAUUUAUGGACAUUGGUGAAUUUGGGUUCGGGAGAUCAGCUGAUAGUUUGCAGCCUCUGAUUGACUGCCCGGAAAAUGCUGAAUAUGUUGACGGGUUUAUGGCUGGGGCUGAUGGUAAGCCACUAAAGGUAGAAAGGGCCAUUUGCAUCUUUGAGAGGUACUCGGGUGAUGUUGCAAUGAGACAUACUGAAAUUAACGUUCCAGGCAAAUUGAUAACAAGUGGGCAGCAGGACAAAAGUUUGGUGGUUAGAAUGGUGGCUACUGUUGGCAACUAUGAUUACGUUCUUGACUGGGAAUUCCAGCAAAGUGGCACCAUCAAAGUUGGGGUGGGUUUAACAGGUGUCUUGGAGGUAAAAGCAACUUCAUACACAAGCAACGACCAAAUAACGAAAAACGUUUACGGAACCUUGGUAUCAGAAAACACCGUCGCGAUUAACCACGACCACUUCCUCACAUAUAUGCUAGACCUAGACGUCGAUGGUAACGCCAACUCCUUUGUCAAGGCCAAGUUCCAAACGGCAAGAGCCAGUACCGUUAACCCAACAUCACCAAGAAAGAGUUACUGGAAGGUCGUUAGGGAAACCAUCAGGACUGAAGCCGAGGCGAGAAUUUGGCUCGGCUUGGAGCCUGCCGAGUUGUUGAUUGUGAACCCUAAUAGUAAGACUAGGCUUGGAAAUCAGGUUGGUUACCGGCUGAUUACAGGACAGCCGGUAACUUCUCUUCUGGCUGAUGAUGAUUACCCACAGAUUAGGGCUUCUUAUACCAAGCAUCAAGUUUGGGUGACUGCCUAUAAUAAGUCAGAGAAGUGGGCUGGAGGGUUCUAUGCUGAUAGGAGCCAUGGGGAUGAUGGCUUGGCUGUUUGGAGCCAGAGGAAUAGAGCUAUUGAAAACAAAGAUAUAGUAUUGUGGUACACGGUGGGAUUUCAUCACAUUCCAUACCAAGAAGAUUUCCCAGCUAUGGCCACCCUUCAUGGCGGAUUCGAGCUACGCCCUGCAAAUUUCUUCGAAUCCAACCCAUUGCUCUAACAAAGCUGCCCUUUUGAAGGGAAGUUCUUAGUUAUGACAGAAAUACUUUAUAACACCAUUCUUCAAAAGUUUAAUUAAUCAAGGUUUGUUGUGAAAGGGACAAGGUGUUGUACACAUACGUUGGGUUGCUUCACUUCUCUGCAUAGUUUGCGUUCAUAAAUCUGGACUGACUGGUGGCUGGGAAGGACUUUAGUAAAUCACAUCUGCAGAGAUUAGUUUGACUCUUUUUAAGUUUGUAAAACUGAAACAUAAUACAAUCAAUGAAAGUUUUAAUUUAUCAUUCGCCUCA
Molecule: messenger RNA, 2358 nt
Organism: Malus domestica (apple)
Lineage: Eukaryota; Viridiplantae; Streptophyta; Magnoliopsida; Rosales; Rosaceae
Product: primary amine oxidase 1
Biological process (GO): amine metabolic process
Molecular function (GO): primary methylamine oxidase activity; copper ion binding; quinone binding
Source: RefSeq, a predicted model, not a curated record